AUGGCUGCUGGAAGGUUACUGCUGUAUGCCGGCCUCUCUUUAGCUCUGUGUGCCCUGGGCAUGCUGGCUGUGGCAAUCUGCUCCGACCAUUGGUACGAAACUGAUGCCAGGAAGCACAGAGAGAGGUGCAAGAGCAUCACCACUAAGAGAAAUGAUCCUGGCUUCAUUUAUAACUCCAACAACAACCUGCCUCUCAGGGCCAGCAGGUCUAGGUUGGACCGCUGGGAAGGGAAACUCCUCUUGGCAAGAAACAGGAGGCAGAUCUUUGCUAUGAGCGCAGUCGACGAGUGCAACAGACAGUACAACUCGACCAACAUGGGGCUCUGGAGGAAAUGCCACCGACAAGGAUUCGACCAAGAGCUGGAGGAGCUGAUUGCCAAAG
This is a messenger RNA of Tauraco erythrolophus (red-crested turaco), 382 nucleotides long. Lineage: Eukaryota; Metazoa; Chordata; Aves; Musophagiformes; Musophagidae. The record is from RefSeq and is a predicted model, not a curated record.